Molecule: messenger RNA, 1554 nt
Organism: Akanthomyces muscarius
Lineage: Eukaryota; Fungi; Ascomycota; Sordariomycetes; Hypocreales; Cordycipitaceae
Exons: 3
Coding region: 1-1554 (517 amino acids)
Biological process (GO): aldehyde metabolic process
Cellular component (GO): cytoplasm
Molecular function (GO): aldehyde dehydrogenase (NAD+) activity
Source: RefSeq, a predicted model, not a curated record
AUGGCUUCCAAGGGCGCCAUCCCCGCGUACGCGCCUACCGGCUUCGACGACAUCAGCGCUAGCAUCGACACCAUCCGCAAGACAUUUCGCACCAACAAGACCAAGGAUGUCGACUUUCGCGUGCAGCAGAUCCGCAAGCUCUACUGGGGCGUCGCCGACAACGCGGCCCUCAUCGAGGAGGCGCUGAUGAAGGACCUCAGCAAGUGCAAGUUUGAGGCGCAGCUCUCCGAGAUUGACUGGGUCAAGAACGAGGCCGUCUACGUCGCCAACAACGUGCACAAGUGGGCCAAGGACAAGUCGGUCGACGACAUCCCCUUCCAGUACUGGGCGCUCGGCCCCAAGAUGCGCAGCGAGCCCUACGGCACCAUCCUCAUCAUCGGCGCCUUCAACUACCCCUUCCAGCUCAACCUGGCCCCUGUCAUCGGCGCCAUGGCCGCCGGCAACACAGUCCUGCUCAAGCCCUCGGAGCUCUCCCCGCACUCGGCCAUGGUCCUCAAGAAGAUCUUUGACGAGUACCUCGACCCGGACUGCUACCGCUGCGUCAACGGCAACGUCGACGAGACCAAGCACAUCAUGGAGCACAAGUUUGACAAGAUUGUCUUUACCGGCGGCAAGGGCGUCGGCACCAUCAUCGCGAAAAAGGCCGCCGAGACGCUGACGCCCUACAUCCUCGAGCUGGGCGGCCAGAACCCGAGCUUCGUCACGCGCAACGCCGACGUCAAGCUCGCCGCCAAGCGCCUCAUGUGGCAGAAGACGUUCAACGCCGGCCAGGUCUGCCUCUCGCACAACUACGUCUUGAUUGAGCGCCCCGUGCUCGACGAGUUCAUCGCCGAGAUCAACAAGCACCACGCCAAGUUUAUGCCCCACGGCGCCGACAAGAGCCCCGACUGGUCGCGCAUCGUCAACAUUAACCACUUCAACCGCCUCAAGCGCAUGCUUGACAACACCAAGGGCAAGAUUGUCAUGGGCGGCAACAUGUGGGAGGACAAGCUCAUCAUCGAGCCCACCGCCGUCCUCGUCGACAGCAUCGACGACAGCAUGAUGGUCGAGGAGAGCUUUGGCCCCAUCUGGUCCAUCCUGCCCUUUGACACCCUCGACGAGGCCAUUGACAUUGCCAACAAGGUCGACCCCACGCCUCUGUCUCUGACCACGUUUGGCUCCGACGCCGAAAACGAAAAGGUCCUCCUCAACGUCACCUCGGGCGGCGCCACCAUCAACGACGGCUUCUGGCACGCCGCCAUGAACCAGACGCCCAUCGGCGGCGUCGGCUCCUCGGGCCAGGGCAACUACCACGGCGCCUUCUCCUUCAAGGCCUUUAGCCACGAGCGCAUCAUCUGCAAGGUGCCCAAGUGGGCCGACCUGGUGCUCAAGCUGCGCUACAUGCCCUACGACAUGAAGGAGCUGACGCGCACCCAGGCGCUCACGUCGCUCAAGCCCAACUUUGACCGCGACGGCAACCCCAAGAGGGGCCUCUUCUACUACCUCGGCCUCCUCUUCACCCUCGGCGGCCGCGGCCGCAAGAGCAGCAUUCUAAGGCCCGUACCGAAGGAGUAA